ACAGAAGCGAAUGAGAAAAUUGAGAUUCAAAAUGAAGAAAUGAGAAAGAACUUGGAAGAAUCAGUGCAGGAAAUGGAGAAGAUGACUGAUAAAUAUAAUAGAAUGAAAAUUAUUGUUCAACAGACUGAUGUUCUAAUGGAUCAGUUAAAAAAAGAAAGGCUUCAGGUACAGGAACUUACAGAACUUCUAAAGGCAAAAGAUGAAGAAGAUGAUCCCAUUAUGGCUGCUGUUAAUGCAAAAGUUGAAGAAUGGAAGAGAAUUUUGGCUUCUAAAGAUGAUGAAAUAAUUGAAUAUCAACAAAUAUUGUGUAAUUUGAGAGAGAAACUUAGGAAUGCCCAACUUGAUUCUGACAAAAAUGUUAUCGCUCUACAACAGGGUAUACAAGAAAGAGAUGGUCAAAUUAAAAUGCUAACUGAACAGAUUGAACAGUACACAAAAGAAAUGGAAACAAACACACUGAUUUUUGAAGACUUGAGAAAUGAACUCAGGCACAAAAGAGGUUCUUCAACGGUAUUUCAGUUGAAUCAUUUUGUAGAAAUGCAAAGCAAGCUUCAAAAUUUAGAACAGAAAAAUAAAGAUGCUGAGAGGACAGCAGAGCUGGCUGAAGCUGAUGCCAGAGAAAAGGACAAAGAGCUUGUUGAAACACUGAAGCGAUUAAAAGAUUAUGAAGCGGGACUGUAUGGUCUAGAAGAAGCUGUGGCUGAAAUAAAGACUUAUAAGUCUCAAGUUAAAAUAAGGGACCGAGAAAUUGAAGCAUUAACUGCAGAAAUGAACAAACUUGAAUUAAAGAUGAAUGAUUUCCUUGAUGAAAAUGAAGAUCUUCGGGAACGUUUGG
This is a messenger RNA of Antechinus flavipes (yellow-footed antechinus), 835 nucleotides long. Its product is annotated as centrosomal protein of 290 kDa-like. Gene Ontology annotation, biological process: kidney development; camera-type eye development. The record is from RefSeq and is a predicted model, not a curated record. The annotation marks the transcript as partial. NCBI's taxonomy places the organism in Eukaryota, Metazoa, Chordata, Mammalia, Dasyuromorphia, Dasyuridae. The transcript has 6 exons.